This is a messenger RNA of Mycetomoellerius zeteki, 1470 nucleotides long. Its product is annotated as prostaglandin reductase 1. Gene Ontology annotation, cellular component: cytoplasm. The record is from RefSeq and is a predicted model, not a curated record. Gene Ontology annotation, molecular function: 15-oxoprostaglandin 13-reductase [NAD(P)+] activity; 2-alkenal reductase [NAD(P)H] activity. Lineage: Eukaryota; Metazoa; Arthropoda; Insecta; Hymenoptera; Formicidae. Gene Ontology annotation, biological process: prostaglandin metabolic process. The coding region runs from base 91 to 1266 and encodes 391 amino acids. The transcript is spliced from 4 exons.
UUCCUUAUCCCUUCUUUAAGAGUUAGGAUUUUAGAACCUACCUGAUAAAGCGCGUGUCAAACGAUUUAUGUUACGAAUAUAAAGUCAAUCAUGGACAACAUAUUCAAAGCAGUGCGGCGACAGCUGUCGUGGAACCAGUGUCGUUUCAUCACGACUAUCAUUGUUCGUUCUCUUCGAGAUACCGGUGAAAUCACAGCAACGAGAGCAGACUCGAGGAGCACUUGGAUCCGAAAGUGUUCAACACAAUCAAGCAAGAUGGUGAAGGCGAGGAAAUACGUGGUGAUGAAUUAUUUUGUGAACGAAGCAAAGCCAACGGACCUAAAAUUAGUGGAAGAGGAGUUGCCGCCAUUGCAAAAUGAAGAAUAUCUCGUGGAAGCUGAAUUCUUUUCUGUUGAUCCAUACAUGAGACCUUACGUGCGAAACUUCCCACUCGGGAUCACGAUGAUUGGUAGUCAGGUAGCAAAGAUUGUAGAAUCUAAAAAUCCAGCUUUCCCAGUCGGCAAGAGAAUCAUCGGAAACUUGGGCUGGAGAACUCACACGAUUAUCGAUCCAAAAACUGAAGAUUCGUUUUUUAAACAAAAACCGUACCUUUUGCCAGACAUAGGUGAUCUACCGCCGUCCCUUGGUCUUGGCGUUCUGGGAAUGCCGGGUAAUACAGCAUAUUUUGGCUUGUUGGAGAUAUGUAAACCGAAGUCUGGCGAAACAAUCGUCAUCAGCGGAGCCGCAGGUGCGGUCGGCUCACACGUAGGCCAGAUCGCCAAAAAUCUGGGCCUAAAUGUUAUCGGUAUAUGCGGUUCCGACGAGAAGUGUAAGUGGCUUACUGAGGAAAUGGGUUUCGAUUUUGCCAUCAAUUACAAAACCAUGCCAGUCGCAGCCAGAUUACGCGAAGUUGCUCCGCAAGGCGUGGAUUGCUACUUCGACAAUGUCGGUGGGGAUAUCUCUGGUACAGUCAUGUAUCAAAUGAAUCCGUUUGGUCGGGUAGCCAUCUGCGGCAGCAUCUCGAGCUAUAAUGCGGACAUCAAGUCCUUGCCUAAAUCUACAAUUCUGCAACCUGCUAUAUUGACAAACCAACUGAAGGUGGAAGGAUUCAUAGUUAAACGUUGGUUGGACCGAUGGAAUGAAGGAAUCAUGCAGAAUCUUCAAUGGAUACGCGAGGGCAAGCUUCGUUACCGUGAGACUGUAACUAAAGGCUUCGAGAACAUGUUCGAUGCUUUCAUCGGCAUGCUGCAUGGCGAGAAUAUCGGCAAAGCGAUCGUCCAGGUGUAGAUAUCACAAUGUCAUCAGGCAUUGCGAACAUUUCUUCUUAUAAGUAUUCCUGUUCGCUUGCAAUUUCACAACUGCAUUUGGAAUGUUUUCUAUAUUUCUGAGAGAUUAAAAAAAUGAGUUUUGAAUUUUGUAAUCUAUUUCUGAAGAUCCUUAAUGAUUUUUAAAUAAAUAAUCAUGCAUUUAAAUUUUGUAAGAAUAACCAGG